Messenger RNA from Amphibalanus amphitrite, 2910 nucleotides. RefSeq names its product intraflagellar transport protein 46 homolog. The record is from RefSeq and is a predicted model, not a curated record. Gene Ontology annotation, biological process: intraciliary transport; cilium assembly. The transcript is spliced from 11 exons. Gene Ontology annotation, cellular component: motile cilium; centrosome; intraciliary transport particle B. NCBI's taxonomy places the organism in Eukaryota, Metazoa, Arthropoda, Thecostraca, Balanomorpha, Balanidae. The coding region runs from base 565 to 2178 and encodes 537 amino acids.
CAUUUUGGUACACUUUGCUAGUCCUGCUUUUGAACAGAAAUUGUCGGAAGUGCUUCAUAAUUGCAAACAUUCCCUUGUUGUCUGCUGCGUCACCAACAACAGUAUAUACCCUGACUUAUACGGCCUUGCAACAGUGGCCACCAAGCUCAUCGACUUGUGAAAAGAUUUCGGGAUUUAUGCGAAUUGCAAGGCCCUAUAUAACGAUUUAUCACCGAUUUUUGCGCUGAGUUUAUUGGUCCAUGCUCCAACUGGUAUGCUUCGUUUUUCUCAUUGUAAAAUAAGAGGAAAUUGAACUGGAAUUGGAAGAGCGAAAGCCAAGGUCAAGGCGGAUGUUGAGAGCUGACUUGGUUGAGACCAAUAGUAUAAAUGAGCAAUUGACAUAAUACAUUGAUCCUACUCCAAACUUCAACUUCAAGGAAGGCGGACGAUAAGGGCUCCCCGGAGCCGGAGGAGCAGCAGGAUCAGGAGCAGGAACAGGAGCAGGAUCAGGAGCCCGAGGAGGUAGAGCAGCCGCUGGGGGCGGAGGGACCUGCGCCAAUUGAGCACGAGGCGGCCGCUGACAUCAUGUCAGACGAGGAGGCUGUCAUGGAGGGAAAGCUUCUGGCCGGCUCUGGGCCGACGGCCGAGGACGAUGGUGCCGGUCGCGCCGACAGCAGCGGUGCUGAGGACACAGAGGAGGCGGCUAACGCGCCGCUGCGCCUCGACCAGCGCUCUGAUACUGAGGAGAUGCCCGCUGAUGAGGGGCCUCCGGCCGACGAAGACGAAGACGAGGAUGACGUCCAGAGCGCGCGCAUUGAGGGAGCCGAUGAAGUGGACACAAUGACUCUCGAGGGCACCGCCGAGGUCCGGAUGCCGCCAGCGUCCAGCGGGUCGCUCAAGCAGCCCUUCGACUCUGAGCGCACACGCGGCGCGCGCAGCAUGACUCUAGCCCGGGACUCGGGCGCCGAGGUACUCGACGAAAACGGCACGCCAGCUCCGGAGGCGGUUCCCGAGGAGCUGCGAGACAACGUUUACGGCACGCUCAAGAUCGCCGAUGAUGGAAAUAUGACGCUGGAGGCCUACGACCGGCCGGCUUCUGAGACCGAGACGGCUGAGGGAACUCCCAGUCAGCUGCGCGUGCAGGCCAUGAUGCGUGCCGAGGCGCCGCCGCAGGCCACACCGUCCUCGCUGCGGCCGCGCGGCAUGUCCAUUGAGAGGUCGCCAGAAAUGGAGGUGAACAUGCGCCAGCACCUGCCGCCCGGGCCGACCAUCUCGCCCGACCAGCAAAAGCUGCUCGACGAGCUCGGCAUGCAGGCGGGUCCCACCGGCUUCAGCAAGACCAAGGAGGUCCACAUGCUGGCCUCGGACGUCAUGAUGGAGACGAUGGAGGCCAAACUGGGUAUCUCCUGGCGUCGUGACAUGGACCGGGAGGAGGCCAUCGACGAGGCUCGCGCCCAGUACUACGAGCAUUUCGCCGGCCAGGCCAUCUUCAAAGAAGUCGGCCUCAACGAGCCGGCGUACGACCCGGCCGACUACGAGCACCUCACGGUUCCACCGGAGAUCGCCCAGAUGUUCCAGUUCAUCACUAGCUACACGCCACAGACCAUCGACCUUGAGCACAGACUGAAGCCGUUCAUUCCCGACUUCAUCCCGGCCAUCGGAGACAUCGACGCGUUCAUCAAAGUGGAACGGCCCGACGGCAAGGCGGACUCGAUUGGUCUGUCCGUGCUGGACGAGCCGCGCGCUCAGCAGAGCGAUAAGAAUGUGUUGGAUCUCCAGCUGCGUGCUGUCGCCAAAACCACCACGCAUAAACAGACGACUGUGGCCAGCGUGCCCAACGCCGACCGUAACCACAAGGCCGUGGAAAAGUGGAUCAAAGACAUCGGCGACCUGCACAGGUCCAAACCGGCUCCGUCCGUCCACUACAACAAGCCGAUGCCGGACAUCGACUACCUGAUGCAGGAGUGGCCGGCCGAGUUUGAGGAGGUCCUCUCCAGCACACAUCUGCCGACAGCCGACCUCGACUGUGACCUGGCUACAUAUGUGGAUAUCAUUUGCAGCAUCAUGGACAUCCCGGUGUACAAGUCCAAGGUGCAGUCCCUGCACGUGCUGUUCACGCUCUACAGCGCCUUCAAGCAGUCGGGUCACUUCGGUCAGCAGCCGGAGGCCAACCCCAAUUACCAGCAGAUGACCCUGUGAGGUGCCCGACUACGCCGGCGGUAGGGAGCGCUGCUGAUCAGCCGCCCGCGCGCUGCCGUCGCGGCCUGGCGAGGCACGCGCCUUGGGGUGUCUGUGCUCCACUGUAUAAUCCGUCCAACGCUGAGUCUGAGUUCGUUCUCGCGCUCAGACUUUUCACUGGCCGUAUAUCAAUCACUACAGUACCAGUACCACUACUGUACCACUAUUUCACUGGCCACCAUAUCAGUACAGGCCGUGUUUGCUGUUUACUGGUCUAGUCACCGUCCAAAGGAAGAUACCAUGUGAUAGGAAGUGAAGCACUUUGAUGCUGCUGUGGAAAUGGCCAGAUCUCGAUGCGGGCUCAAGUGAACACAAACUCGUCAUUCCGUCCGCUGUGUUCUACUAUGCCGUUGCCCGUUUGUUUUGUUGCGACAGAGGUAGCUGUUUGCUUGCGUCAACUGUCUAGUCAAUUCGCGACGAAUUUUGUCAGUGCUAAUGGAAAAUCAAUCGUAUUUUAUGCACCAUUUAUGACCAUAUUUGUUCACUGUGAGACUCUAACUCGUGUUCAUCUUUGUUUUUGCGCUGCAUUGUGCUCAUCGCUUCAGUUCACCAUUCGAGUAGCUUACUUGAACACUGCAUUGUUGCACUGUGCAUCCGUGGCUCGGGUGUACCGCCGGCGGUCAAUCUGUGGUUGAUCUCUCACUCUGACCGCAUGUGUGUUCUCGGCCUCAAUACAAGAUGGUCAGUCGGUUA